Molecule: messenger RNA, 2610 nt
Organism: Saccostrea cuccullata (small rock oyster)
Lineage: Eukaryota; Metazoa; Mollusca; Bivalvia; Ostreida; Ostreidae
Exons: 8
Coding region: 94-2379 (761 amino acids)
Source: RefSeq, a predicted model, not a curated record
CGGGUGUUGUGGGAAUACCUAUGAUGCAGUGCUACUGGUCAACUGUAUGUCAUUCAUUGUAGACCGGUAUUAAAGCAAGGAUAUUCCCCUAAAAUGACUGAAAACCAAUUUAACAAAUUACAACCUGAGAAGUUGUGUCCCUUCAAUAGUAAUGACUGGGAGACAAUGAAGAAUAAGCGAAAUUGUCCAGAUCCAGAGUUUUAUCACUGUAUGCCAAACCAGUACAACGAGCCGGGGGAGAUCUGUGUCAAACCAAACUGGGCGUCAAAAAAUUACUGUCCCAUUUUCAAUACGGCUGCCAAUGACAUUGACCUCAUUCCCUGUGACCUUCAAUAUGGAGCAUGCUCAGACACAGAUUACAGAUCUAAUCAAGUCUUUCUAUAUCCUGGGUGUCUAAACAAAACUCUCAUAAUUGGAAAAACCAGUACUGAUAGGACUGACAGUGAAUCUGCAGUCCUGUCUCCAGUCAAACUGCAGAUUAUUAUUCCAGCUGUCGCCAUACCUCUUUUACUGCUGCUUCUUAUUGGAGUUGCUUUUUAUUGCUGGAGGAGAAAAGGGACAAAGCUCGAUGCAAAUGACAUUGAAUUGCAGCCCCUUCUUCAUCAGAAUACAGUUCCUUGGAGAUUUAAAAAGACUAUAAAUUACUUGGAGAACAAAGUAUUCUGCCGGCCUGAAUCCUAUGAACAUGCUGUUGGUAUUUUGUCAACAAAAGGCCACAUCACGCUUAUUGGUCCACCAGGAUCAGGAAAAACUUUUAUGGCUGUCCAACUUGCAAGACAACUCUGUGGAAAAGAAAAGACCCAGAUGGUGUUUUGCAAAACACUGCACGAAAUAACUGCAUUGCCUAAAUUGGAAAAUGCAUGCUUGUAUGUUAUUAUGGAUGGUUGGCUAGACCAAUAUAUGUAUUAUCCUUCAAAAGUGAAAGAAGAUAAACAGUUGUUUGACCAUAUUUUUGACGAUUGCAUAAACUAUAAAACAGUACGAAUCAUUUUUACAGUCCAAGAAGAUAGAUGGAAAGCAUACGGGAAUCGUUUGUCAAAUCAAAAGAUGUUUUGGCGUGAAAGUUUGUUCUUUAUAAAUAAUAAAUCAUUUAGUAAUGAAGUGGUGCAAAGUAUGAUUAUACACCACUUACAGUAUCAUGAGACCAGAGAGGAUUCCAUGAGAACAAAGACGAAAUCUGAUGAGGAAAAUUUGACAAACGAGAAAAGGAAUAAAGAGAAAAUAAUCAAACAAGCCAUAGCAGAAGAUCUGAAAAGAGAUAAAGAGUUUUCUUUACCGUUGGUGAUUGACUUACUCUGUGCAAAUAAUUUAUUAGUGCCAAAAAGAGCAAAAGUUACAAAGCAUGGAUUUUCAAAGAUUUUGCAAAAAUUUUUACAGAAGUGGUUGACAGACGAAUCAAAAGAUGAAAAGGACAGCUUUACUAUUUUCUUGUUUACAGCUCUUCAAGGAGGAAAGGUUACGCUACACGAUUUUUCAAGUAAAGUGGUUCGUCCAACUUAUGAAAAUGUUUGUAAAGAGUAUAAAUCAGAAUGUCGCGAGGAUAUUGAGAGCAUUGAAGGCUUGUUAAGGCAAAAUGGACGUUUAAUGAGUUGUUUGUACGAAGAAAAUGAUGUAUUUGUUUUCCGUCACGAUUCACUGUUAUGUUUUGUGCUGCAGUUCCUUACCGAGACAAAAAAUGCUAAUUUUUUAAUUCAAAAUGCUGAUCUUGAAAUUCUUCUAAACAGAUGCUGGAUUAAAGAUGGGAUAUUUAAAUCAUAUAAUAAUGCAAUAAAGGAUAUAAUUCCAAGUAACCCAGUCGGUACAGUUUGUCUACCAAUUGACGCAUUCAUGGACUUGGCAGUAAGAAUUAAUGGAGAAAUGGAAAGAUCUUGUCAAACUUUUCCUGAUUGGCCUAAGCAUGUUUUUAUGGAACAUAGUACAUUCCUGAAAACGUGGAAUAAAGUGCAACCAGAAUUAAAUGUAGCCUAUCCUGAGAAAUGUCCUGGUAAAUUACCUAAUGUUAGUUUAAGCAUCAGCAAGAACGAGGAAACGAGCUUUCAUGGCUCAAAAUCCCCUGGAAUUGUUCUUAUCCAAACUGAAAUAGAAAAGAAUAGUUUACAAAUCAAAAUCAAGGACGAAGAGAAAGCAAUAAGUGAUUCCGACUCUAAAAGAACUGGUUAUGAAGAAGAAAUUGGACAAAAAGGUGUAAAACCAGUACUGGAGAAUAAGUAUUUUUCAGGUCCAAAUAAGGGAGAAUCACCUGAAAACUUUUCGAAUCCAAAUACACAUGCAUUUGAAGAUGGACAAAGCACUCACAAAACGAAGAAAAAUAAAGGCAAAGUGAUCUCCGACAAAGCAAAGAUUAAGUCUGAUAAACAGCAGAAGAAAAGAGAGGUGUAGAAACAUCGCAGAAGGACAGUGUCUCUCUAAAUCAGCCUGAAGGAGAAACAGCCGUGUAAAAAUCUUGUAGUCUUAGCGAGAAAGCAAGGCAAAGAGGGCGAGUUUCUAUGUACGGUGGCCUUGUAUUAUUUAUGACACCGAUUCAUCUUAAUUCUUUAUAAAUGUUUUAAUAUUGAAACUAAGGGAAGAAAAUGAUGUUUGACAGAUGAAAUUGCAUAUUUUAUAGGUGUA